AUGUACGAGUCUAAUGAACUAACAAUUGCCGCACCGUAUGCGUCCAUCACUCACUCACAGUCAAUCAACCACAGGAUAUUGCUGCAGCAUAUGGUUAGCAGUGAUUUUCCAACAUCAGACGAACCGGCGUGUGCGAAGCGAAAUCACAUUUCACAUUGUGGUGCGGUUGAAGCAGAAUCUAGUGCUAGCACAGGGGGCCCAGUUUGCAAUAUCACCAGUUGUGGCAUCCAGCAAAACCAUCCGAUCGAUGGCCAUAAAUCUCUACCGCUGGAGACCAGUACGUCCCAGCUGAGUGCGUACGUGGCCGCGGCAUCAACCUCCAGCGCAGGCGGCAGUCAUCGGCAUCAGCAGCUACAGCAGCAUCAGCAACCGGCCGGUAGCGCCACUGUUCCCCAAUCGACCGGUGUGGGCAUCGGAUCUUCAGGGAAAUGGGAGGAACCGUACUUCGAUGAUACUACGCCACGCAACGUUACCGCUCUGGUCGGCAAAUCGGCGUAUCUCAGCUGCCGGGUGAAGAACCUGGGCAAUAAAACGGUAUCCUGGAUACGGCAUCGUGAUAUCCAUAUUUUAACGGUCGGAAGCUACACGUACACUUCGGACCAGCGCUUCCAAGCGACGCAUCACAAAAACACGGAUGACUGGACGCUGCAGAUCAAGUGGGCCCAGAAGCGGGACGCAGGCAUCUACGAGUGUCAGAUCUCGACACAACCGGUGCGCAGCUAUUUCGUCACGCUGAGCGUUGUCGUCCCCACGGCGACCAUCAUUGGUGGUCCGGAUUUACACGUCGACAAGGGCAGCACCAUCAAUUUGACCUGUGCCGUCAAGUACAGCCCGGAACCACCGGCAUACAUUUUCUGGUACCACCACGACGAGGUCAUCAGUUACGACUCGAGCCGCGGUGGCGUGUCUGUUAUUACCGAGAAGGGAGAUGUAACCACAUCCCACCUGCUAAUCCAGAAUGCUGACUUGGACGAUUCCGGCAAAUACAGCUGUUCGCCGUCCAAUGCAGAUGUGGCCAGCGUGCGGGUUCACGUGUUGAACGGCGAACAUCCAGAGGCAAUGCAAACUGGAGCCGCUUCUCAACUUGGCAAGCGGCAAGGUUUCCCAUUUCUGCUGGUGAUCUCCUUCGGAACCAUACUCACCAGUUGGCUGCUUCUGAUCCGAUGGCAGAUGAAUGGUAUUCGAUUGGCAAUUUCGCCCUGUUGGUCACGACGGUUCACAAGCGAUGAGUGGAAAUCCCCCAACAGCCAUUUGUCUCGGCAGUUCGAUGGUACACCGGUUCGACAACGAAAAAAACAAUCCUCAACGCAGCCAUCGCCACCAUUGAUGGCGGCUAGUGCUGAGUUGAAUGUCGAAAGCACCUAUCCCGCCAGUCGUCAGUGGAGUGGUAGAUGAUAGAACAUCGCCAUUGGAAGCUAUAGUAACAUAGCCGGAGAGCCUAGUCAGCAGACAGCCACCCACAUAGCACCACCCCACCAGGAAUCAACAUCACCAUCGAUGUGGCAUCCCUCGGAACGAAGAAAGCAUCAAGACGAGUUGUAAAAAAAAUGUAGACAAAAUUACACAAGCGUUGUGCAAUCUGAGAAAAUUCCUCUUCGCAAAACCGCAUUUAGCAAAAAAAAUUGUGCAAUCUCAGGAUGACAUUUUUAUGCAAGUCAAGUGUAAAGUGUUCCGUUCAACAUUAAGAUUUGAUGAAAAUUUCCACCUUUUCUUCGGCUAAAAUUUAUUUGAAAGUUAAACAGGUUCAAAACUUGUCGUAGAUUGCAUAAAAAUGCUAUUCCUGCUAGGCAUGAUAACCGCACACUAAACCGUACUUGAUUACUCUGUGAAACACAGAAGAGGGAAUACGAGAAAGAAAAAUCUGUUUUCGUUUUUCAUUGCCUUUUCCAUCGGAAAAAAGAACCGAAUGGAAAUAAAAUACAUAGACGAAGCAUGAAAGUAACAAAUAUCCGUAGGUAUCAUUCCUCUGUUGGAUUACUGACGGGGGCCGAGAGUAAAAAAGGAUUGAACAAGUUUGUAAAAAGUGCAUUCCAAAAUGAAAGUUAAGAGAAAAUAAGAGCAAAGGACAUUUUUUUAUUUCGCAUAUCUUUUGCUGAUGAGUUUGCAACAAGGCCAGUGAAAGACUGCAUCGUAUAAACAAUUUCAUUCAGUUCUUUACGUUUGUUAGGUUUAAUUACAGAAACAGUCCAGAGCGGAACAAUUUUAGUGGUGUCAGCUUAUAGCUGAUAUCCUCCCGCAUUGAGCUAUCACCUUUUCGGACGAAAAUCAAUUCAACAGUAACAUUUCACUUGCUGAACGAUAGUGAACUAAAUUGAUCAUGUAAGAAAAUUGAAAGGUGAUGAUGGUGGAUAUAAGAUGGAAUGUCGGGCCAUGGUUGGACUAUCGUCGGACCAAUAUCGGGUAAUGACCAACUGACUAAUUUCGUACCAACGUAGGACAAUACCAUCAUAGAGCUUAAUGAUGGGAAAACUAUGUUUAUUGAGGCACUUCUUUUUAAAUGUUUAUGGUCUUAACCGUAACAAAAAGUGGGUUUUGUAGCCACAGGAAUAGAUUUCUUGUCAAAUCAUAUUUUUUUCGCAAAAUUUUUCUCGAAAACGAAUUCGAAUCUUCUAGGAACAUUACCGUGGGUCCCGCCUUGUAGAAUUUCAGCCCAGGGAUUUGCUUGAAAUUCUCAUAUAUUUCGUCCUCGAUCAAGUCACAUCCAUCGAAUUUCAUCAGCACUUGGUCGUACAGCCUACGAGGCAGUGAGCUGAACGCUAUUUGUUAUUUGAGGUUGGAUUGUUUACUUGCUUGGUAACUUGUGUACAGUGCAGCAUUCAUUUUUUUCGUGAAAUCAUAAUUCGCCUUGAUUUUUCGAAUGACCUUUGAAUGCAUUUGACAGUAAACGGUUCGAAUCCGACACUCGGGUUGCACUUUUCUCCUUCUGCAUGAGAAAUAUCUCGGAACUACUCUGAAAUAAAUAGACCGAGCGGAACUGUUAACGAACAACAAAAUACUUUAAAAAAGCUUUCAUAUUCGACAACUGGGAGCGCUGUUAUCGCUUCUAGAACUCAAUAUUUGCUGGUCAUCACGAUGACACCAUUGAGCAAUUUUGCAAACAUAACUGCAUAUAUAUCGAAUGCACCAAAGAUCAAUAGGUGACUUCCUUGUGUGAAACCCAUAGACAACUUAUCUAAAAUUGAGCCGACCCUACGUCGAAAAGGAUCGGAUAACAAUCAACUGGCCAGCGACUGGGAAACACAACAUGCUGGCCUUCAACGUCAACAUCUACUUGGACUUGUGCUAGUUUUCCUCUUAUUGCUUCUUUUGGUGUAUUUCUGAAAAUACCAACUCGGAAAGGGAAGGCCAUCUCCGCUUCGAGGGGUUGGCUGGAAUUUUCUUAAUCUGCAUUUCAUGAAACGAGGAAUUUACUUCAAUUAGUGACAGCAAAGAAUAUAAAUUUCAAGGUUCCUAGUAGACCAUCUGAAAAUCAUAACAAAAAGUCUACUGACUGACGGCAUUUGUUUGGGCAAAUGGUAGCUGGUAUUCCCGUAUCUUCUCAGUUUGGCAUCAAAUUAGCAGUCAUGCAAGUAAUCAAUAUUGGUACAUUACUGUGCACUAGAGUGACAAGAAAAAAAUGACCCCUAUCGGCCCACCCCUCAGUCGAUUCCUAGUCCCACCAGGAGUACUUGUUUAUUUGUUGUACCGUCACCAACAGACCCCUUGGCCCCAAUGGUGGUUACUUAAACUAAUUACAUUUCAGAAUACGCAUUAUUUUAGUUUUUAUCGAAUUCCUUGUCAGGUUGAAGUCAAACGCCGUCACCACACUGUUAAACACACGCUGGAGUCCGGUAAUAGCGCUCUGGCGCACAUAGUUAGUUCUCCUGAACGGGACUCGCAGAAGAAAGUUAUUGCGCAGAGCUCGAACGCGAGCUUGAAGAUCGAGGCGUCCGAGGAUUGUAGGGCAAUCCACCCUGGCAGACAGUAAGUCCGAGACGAACAGGGCUCGAGAGCAGUCCCUCCGGAUGCUUAGAGUAUCGAGCUGUAUUAACUGACAACGGUUUUCGUAGCUCGGCAGCUGAAAUCUGUUUUGCCAAGGAAGAUGUCGGAGUGCAAAGCGUAUGAACCGGCGUUGGACGGCCUCGAUUCUGUCGACACCGUUCUGGUAGUAAGGGUUCCAAACAGCAGAACAAUAUUCCAGUGUUGAGCGAACCAGCGCACAAUAGAGAGAUUUUAAACAGUAUACGUCCUUAAAGUUUUUCGCUAUUCGGAAGAUGAACCCAAGCUGUCUUGAAGCCUUAUCCACAAUGGAUGAUGUAUGUGGUUUGAACGUUAGUGCCGAAUCCAUGAUGACUCCGAGAUCCUUGACGUUAGAGUGUCUUGGAAUACUCGAGUCGAAGAGAUGGUAGUUAAACUGAAUCGGAUGGCGUUUCCGCGUGAACGUAACGAUUGAGCAUUUGCUCGGGUUUAAAACCAUUCUGUUUAGAUUACACCACGUACUAAAGCUGUCCAGUUCCCUCUGAAGAAGCUCGGCAUCGGUUUUAUCCCGUAUUUGUUGUAAAAUUUUCAUGUCGUCGGCAAAAGAAAGGCGGGGUCCUUGUAAUUUGAUGUUGACGUCAUGAAAGUAGAGGAGGAAUAUCACUGGACCGAGAUGGCUUUCUUGUGGGAUGCCGGAUGUAACGAAGAAUGGUGUAGAUAGACAGUCCUUAAUGCUGAUUUGGGGUUGCCUUCCAUCGAGGUAGGAACGAAACCAGCGCAGUAGUUGUCCAUGAAUACCGAGUUUGCCCAGCUUCGCUAUUGCGAUAUCAUGAUUGAUUUUGUCGAAGGCCGCAGAUAAAUCCAUGUAAAUAGCAUCGGUUUGCAAUCCGUCAGCGAAUCCAUCGAGUACAUAUGUUGUGAACGAGAGCAGGUUAGUCGUUGUCGAUCGUUUAGGCAUAAAUCCGUGUUGAUCGUCUGCAAUGUAGUGUUUGCAGUGAAAGAAAAGAGGGUCUAAGACAACCAGCUCGAAUACUUUUGAUACUGCACUUAAACACGAGAUUCGCCGAUAAAUGUCAAUGUUCGAUUUGUUUCCUUUUUUGUAAACUGGAAACAUGUGCGCUGCUUUCCAGCAGGAAGGGAAUGUUCCAGUAUUGAGUGAUAGCACAAAGACUCGCCGAAGUGGUUCAAGAAGCCCGCUGAUGCACUUUUUUGACAAAAAUCGAGGGAACGCCAUCUGGGCCCGGGGAACUAGAUGCUUUCAGCUUGGAAUUUGCUGCAAGAAUGGCAGCGUUAUCGACACAAAUUCGGUUGAUGGUUCGUCCAAGAGAAGGAGUUAGAUUUGAAGCGGCAGCGACUUGUUGUGGGGAAAGGUUCUCGUCGGAAAAAACGCUUGAAAAUUUGUCGGAAAAGAAUUGGCAAAUUUCCCUAGUGUCGGUGCCUAAAACUCCAUUUAAUGACAUACAAGAUGGUAACCCGGAUUCUUUUCGCUGCUCGUUCACAUAUUUCCAAAACGACUUGGGCUUGGAUUUCAGUUGACGUUCGACGUUUCGCUGGUAUCUAAAAAAGUACUUGCUCCAAAUUUGAAGUAAAUCGGUCUAGCUACCAGACCAACGUGAAGUUUGUAUGGGAUUUUUCGACAAUUUGCAUGGAGAAAAAGCACUAGCUCACAUAUUCGCCGCUAGCUGGCACUGUAUACAUUGUAUUAUUACUAUAAGUGAAAACAAGAAAGGUAAUUUAAUUGUCUACAAGUUUGGCGAAGACUGCUAGUCUAUCCGACUUUGUUAAAAGAGGUUACUAAACUUUUAACGAAGCGAUGUCCGAGUCAAUUUUGCAUGGGGCCUAGCAGUGCAUGAUUGUGUAUCGGUACUCGAUUCCCACUAACUAACUGUCGCUAACACUAACUUUUCAAAGGAGAGAGGUAAGAAAUUUAUGUCUUCUUCAAAGUUGUAGAACAAACAUUUUUCAGUAAUUCUUCCGAAUAUCUCGAUAUUCUAUCUCUCUUCUAUAAAAAGUUAGUGUUGGCGCCCUCUACUCGGUCACAGGUGAAACAAAAAGGUAUUCAAUACCUUAGUUGUCACGUAAAGUUUGUUUAACAUUGCUCUCAGAACGAAAUUUAAAAUUACUCAAAUUUAUCGAUAUGAUCGGUACAAUUCGUUUCGAUUGCAGUACUGUAAAACAGUCGAAACGCUGAGCUCACGUUGCAGCGACACGUAAUAUGCCUUAGCAUUCCUCAUUUGUCCAAAAACUGAGGUGUAUUUAGCAAGGAGAAUUGCUUGUGUGAGGCAUCAUACAAGAAUAUUUAUAAAAAUAUUUACGCUAACAAAUGUGCGAAUUUCUUCAUAUAUCCUCAAAUGCAGGCACAUUUGCCGUGACUGAUUUAAUCGAAUGUAGAGUAAAGCCAGAGUUGAUAUGUCUAAACACUUCCAAUUGGGCAUUUUCAAACUAUUUUUUGGGAUGUCAUGAACGUUUGUCUUCGGUUUAAAUUUUUUUCGAUAGGGCGGAUGCAAUACAAAACAACAUUAGGGGCCAUUCAUAUACCACGUGGACCAAAAAACCUUCGUUUUUGACCCCCUCCUCCCCCUAAGUGGACAAUUGAUAUACCCCUACCCCCCUCCACGCAAUGUCCACGUGAACUUUCACGAUGUUUUUAUCAAGUAAUAUAAAAAGGGUUUCCAAUUUCAGAUAUUCGUAUUGUGUUGAACCAUGUAAAAUCAACAACAUGAUUUAUAAUAAUUCUAAAGUAUUUGUUGAAAACGAUAUACAAGAUUGUAGCAAGUGUUUCUGGAAGCAACAUUUUGUUCGGUUUUGAUAUCCACUGAUUUUGUGGCAUGCACAUGCUAUGCUGUUGGGAGCUCUUUAAAUGUUGCACAGUUUUGGGAUGAUUUGAAGGAAAACAUCAAACACUUAUGCCAAUGAUGCCAAUUUGUUUUACGACCUCGUUACGAAAAAAUAUAAGUAUGUGUCCAUGUGGACUAUUUCUGUACCCCUACCCCCCUCUCCAUGGACAAGCGUGGACUUUUUCGUACCCCCUACCCUCCCCCCCCAAAUUGUCCACGUGGUAUAUGGAUAGUCCCUUAUUGGUUUUGUGCCAAUAUAAGACUUAACAGGAAGAUUGAAACAUGCUAAAUCUGUCCAAAAAGUGUUGAGCCAUCGCCUUCAAAAAGUUACUUUUGGGCGAUUCCAUGUGUCCAAUUGUCCAUUUACAGGCAACGACACGACCUGAAACUUCAUGAAAAAUUUCGAAGAAAAAGUGUCCGAGAAAUUUACCACCAGUUACCAGAACAUUGAGCAACCCCUCGUUAAUGGUAUGAAAUGAAUUUCUCGGGCAACACUGCCUUGAUUUUCUCAAUAUUGAUAUGCGUAUCCUAACAAUCCACAACAGGAAAGAAAACAAAACAUCAAAUUGCUCAAAGAAAUUUCUGAAACUAGAAAAUAAUUAUGAGCUUUUAGUCGGCGGAAUUAUCUGCGUUUUCCGGAAAUCCUCAACAAACUUGGUACGUUAAAUUCCAAUGUAUUACGUUUGACUGCAGAACACCCUCAAUUUCAGAGCAAUGUGAAAAAUAAUCAGUUGACGAAUUUGUUCGAAAAUUAAUUACAACCUCUGAAAUCACAAAUUCGGACUACAAACAACGAAUAUUACCAGUAACACGGUGCAGUGAACCAGCAGUUCGUAACGUCAUCUUUCACAGUCAGACUACCACACCGGCUGCAUAUCGCUAUAAACUUACAAGUACAUCAAAAACAUUCUAGUCCUGUUCAGCAGCCAACAAUAUCCGAGAUAGUUGAGCACUUGUGCACUUAAAAGACCCAUAAUAAGUAAAAUUACUACGAUAAAGUGACCACAUCAACCUUCCCCACACAUACAAAUCCUAAACGAAAUGACAGUAGUCGAUUCUUUGUUACAAAAACUGCUGCAAGCGAUGGUAGAUCGUGCUCUACGCGAUACGAUCAAAGCAAUAAAAUCAAUUUCACACUUGCUCCCUGACAUUCCUACACUCGAAUCUCCACACUCAGCACAUGAAGAUGCUUUUGGGGGAGUCUAGCGGUCCCAAGGCACGUUCAGCAGCAAAGCUAAGCUAAGUGCCAAUGACUUGACAAUAUGUAAUCCAAAAUUAGAUAAAACAGUAACAUGCUGCGAUCGGUAUUGGCAUAUCGAUGCUCCACCAAGGCGAAAUGAAUAAUAAUCACCUUUCUUUACUCGGAUCUAAACACCAAUUCAGCAUUAACUAUCACACUAAUAGUGAGCUAAAAUUCAUUUCUAUAAAAGUCUUGCAGCUAAGAGACAAUUUAUAAAACUUUCGAUUGGGAUGAUGCUAGGAAUAUUACAUUUGUUUCUAUGUCGAAUUAUCAUGUUUCUGAAACUACCCGUUUUCUUACUGAUAUCAUUUUUCGCAAAUGCGAGUACUAAUGUCCAAACCAUCCAGACAUCCCAAAAUGCACCCCUUUUUAAAGAAUUCGCCAAACCAGGCGACAAAUAUCAUCCAAUGUAUAUAUGUGAACAUAUUCAAACGUACGACUUGAACGUCGAUCCCAGAAAUUGUGGAAUCCUUCGAACUCACGCUAAAUCCGCUGCAAUGUGGUGCGUCUAAAAAUUAUGAACUCAAAUUGAGUGAAAAAAGAGCUUACAAAACACUACAAAUUUUCAAUCAUGAGCCAAAAAAAGCCAUUGGAGCAGGAAAAUGCUGGUUUCGAGUAUCGAAAAUAAUCUAGAAAAUCAGUUAAAAAAUUAAAUCUGCGAGGAAAGUAAAUGUUAAACGAGUAUUUUUUAUGAAUUACCAUGAUAAAUAAAUAAAUAAUAUAAAGUAUUAAUAUCACUGUUUUAGUUUUUCGAAUUUUUGGCGUAAUUUUGGGUUAUCAUGUAGCUACCGGCAUGCUCAACUUAGUGCUGAUGAACGUACACCAGUCUCCGUUGACCUUCAUCAUUCAAAGUAAUGAUUACAUGAUAUUGCAUUACCCUCCUUUGUAUUGGUGAAUCUGUAUGAAUGUUUUCAUACAUGUUGGAUGCUUAACAGGAUUUUGAUACCAACGACAAAUAUACCAAGCAUAUAUUUGGUGACGGUGCGCAUUAAAAUCGGUGUUAGAAACCACUGUGUUAAUUUGCUUUAGCUAUGUCCAGUUCGCUGAAUGCUGGCUCCAGGCCGGCAACUUCUUUAGAUUGCUUUUCUGUAGAUUUGCUGCUUUUCGAUGAAGCCGCUCCCGAUGAAAUCGCUCUUUAAUGUAUCUGCAUAAUCACCCAUAGCGCUAACUUUUGAACUGCCGCUUACUCAUAGUUGCUUUUGAAUCAGCAAUGUGGCCACAACAUUAUAAAAAGCAAUCAAACGUUAAAUUACUCUUUACACUACUCAAAAUAUUUAUCCGAAUUUUUUUUAACGAUUUUGUAAACAAAUAAGUUCAUACAGCGUAACCAGGGGUUGCCACGGAAGGUUGUUUGGAAAAAAUAACAGAAUAUUCAGUGUUGCAGGUUUCAUACAUUUUCCUACCAAAUGUCAUAUUUGACAGUACCAGUUACCUGAGUUACUGAGGGGUAGUCAGAUUUGCGAUACAGUUUCGGAAUGCAAGUGUCUAGUCGUGUCGUUGGCAGAACUGCAUAUUUUCUACAUCCACAGAUCGCCAUCCAAACAAAGUUUUCUGGUUGGUUGGUCCAAAUGUUGUAUACCUGGUGUACCAAACGUUUGAAUGUUGUUGUUUAAAAUAAAUUGAAACUUGAAUCGAAAUGUCGGAUUGACGUUUGAACUGGUUCAAUAGUUAUACUGUCCCUCGUUUCCUGCCGCUUUGGUGCCCUUUAAACAUCUUGGUCGAAUGGGAUACUGUGCGGUUCCGAGCUAUCUAUUGUUACCCACACGCUAAAAAGUUAUGAACAAAGGUUCUCGUGCAUAUGGAAAAUGACAAUAUGGCCAAUUGAAAAAUACAUUCCGCAAGUAAGAGAAGUAGAAUCCGUUACUCCUGAUACUAGGAUAAAUUUCUUCUCGGGUAUUAUUUUUAGUGUGGAUGCAGGUCGUACGACCUAUUCCCGCCUACUUCACUAUACUAUACUCAAACCUCACGGAACUACUAUCAAACAAACUAUGCACCCAUGAAGAGCAGAAUUCGAAUCGUGAGAAGAAUGAAUCACAACCAGUUUUCCACUCAUCCGCGGCACAUUAAUUUAAAACACAGGCUUUAAUAUCAUUAUCUGAGCCAAAAACGGUUGUCAACUUUGUGGCAACUGCUCAGGCCAUAACGUUAACUACAAACGCACCAUCAAGCACCCCAACUUCAACAGCCAACACUAUAAAUGAGUGGACGACUAAAGUAAUGUUUCCCUAUUGCGAAAGAAGCGAAAUCGAAAGCUGCGUGCUCGAGAUCCGGCGAUCAUAAUAUUUGUUUAUAUGUUUACUUACAUAUGGUAAAUAUUGCAAAUGUUUACGGGUCCGUUAAGUCAUUGCAAAGAGCGAUGCUAAAUAAACAAAUUAAAAAAAAUGCGAUUUGUCUCAUUUUUCGCUACUCUCUAAAUAUGAACCGUAUUAAGCACUGGGGUUCCAAAUUUGACGCUUCAAAAUUUAGUUUGGCGUAUUACAGUUUUUGGGCCCAAAAUUUAUUUUGAUAACUCAAAACAACUCUAGAAUUGAUUUUGCAAAUCAGGUUAAAUAUCAGAAGAAACCGUCUUUUCUGAAGAGAUAUUUUACAUUUAUGAAGACACUUUUUUUGGUAAGCUCGCUACUUUAGUUCAAGAUCCCUUGUAACUUUAAUCUUAUUUCGUUAGCGCAACUGAAAAUUUCUUGCCAGACAAAAAAAUUGGCCGAUUACGGAUUUUCGUUUGUUUGUAUUUUUCGGCGAAAUUAAAUUUAUCUCUGGCGGUAAAUAUCGGGCACUCUGGAAACUGUGGUAUUCACUGCCCCGAGACGUUUCUAACUUUGCGAUGCAAUAAUUUCGAAUUCUGGCGAUCUGCUGAAUUCAGGCAAUUGGCAUCCCUAUCUCUACAUACAAAGUUUGACAAUAGGCAACAUCGUAUUUCCACCGAUUGAUGGGAGUCAGUUUGACAACGUCAAAAUUGCUUGAAAUGUCAACCACAAACAGCAGUAGCAAUAAACAAAAGAAAACAAUGCGCACUUUCUCUGGUUUGAUGCAAACUAAAGUGCUUCUCGUUCGCAUUUAGAACAACCUACCCAAGGACGACAUGUAUCUCCAACCAAGCGAAGUGAUCAAUCCACUUGUAAGUAGGAACAUUCAUUCAUAAACCAGUCAUGAACACAUCUGUACCAACGAGAAUGGAUCAUGCCAGACGAAGGCUACAGGUUCAACACUAACUGGUUUCCAUCUCAGUAAAAAUAUACUUGAAAGCCCCAUUUAAUCAGAGAUCACUUAUUGGUUGAUAACAAGAAACAUCAGUCGUUAUCCUACUCAGACCAAGCAAUACGUAUUUUCCAUGCAUUUUAAAAUUUCCGCUAUCAGUUCCUAGCUUAUCAAACUGAACAAACAAAAUAAUUUUACUUUUUGCAGUGGCUUGUCAGUUUAGCACUACACGGGGGGAAUUUGGCCGUAUUACCCUAUUACUGAUGUUUGGAAUAUUAUUAGAUUGAUAUCUAAAAAGCACACGAUCAUAUGAAAACCAGGAUUGUCAGGUAAUUGAGUGUCACACCUCAUUCAUAGUCAUACGUAUGAAGUAUACUCAUUACAUGAUGUGAUGGCCGGAAAAGAAGACUUGUGCAUUUAAAAUUUCAAUACAACUGCAUAAAAUACAUCGGUUGUUGGCGUGGAGAUACUGGGCGCGAUUGUUGUUGAGUGAAGUUGUCAGAUCGGUAGAUAUUGGUGGCAUGGCAUAAGAUAACAGUUUGCUGUUUAUGGUUAUAGUACGCGGACUUUUCUUCGCUACUUCCGCACAAGGUUUUCCCUUGUGCAGUGAUUUUUGCUGAAUUUGCACAUAGGAACUGGGUGCAUAACCUGUGAAAUCUGAAUAACGUCCAAUUUUCUAUGAGAAUUCGAACGGCGGUCUCAGUCAAUUAUUAUCAAAAUGAAUGUUGAUUACUGCCCGACGCAAAAUAUUGUUCGACACAGUAGGUAAUAAAAUACCUACUGUGUCGAACAUGUACAAAAAUGGGAUGUAGUUAAAAUAUAUUCCUAUUUACUAUUCAGUUCCCCUAAAAAAAUCAUCGGUUUGAUAAGUGAAAAAAUAUUAAGAGUGCUAAUGGAGCUAUUGAUGGCUAAUGUUUACACCCUACAAUUUCACCAUGUUAGACAUAGCGCACUGAUUAUGUUCCAGACUGUUAAUCAAACAGAAGCGUUUGCUUAGUGAAACAAAUUAUAUCGUUGAAUAUGGCAAUAUGACAUGAGUGCCUCUGUAUAUAGGCGAUGGGAACAUCGAGGUUCGAAUACACGAAUAAAUUCCGUGUACCUCUAAUAACGUUGUUAAGGGGUUACAUACCUUCUUAUUUUUCAAAAAAUCGAAAAAUUUUUUUUUGCUUUAUUUGAAAGUAUAUCGAAAGUUACAGCGCUUCGAAGCACGCUUCGUUUACCUAGAGCAGUAGUAACUUGAAAUUUUAAACUUUAAACUUUUUUUUAAUUAUCUCAAAAUGUUAUUUUUACAAAAAUGGCUUAUCCAUGAUUACGAUUGUCAAAAAGCUACUCAACUUCAAUUUUUUUCAAUUGCUCGUAAAUAUUUUUUCUCGUACCUUAACGAUUCCAUUUUUAUGCAUAUAUUUUCAUUUUAAUGCAGUGAAGACCCGUUUUUAUCAGCCCCUUGGUGAAUUUUAGGAUGAUAAAACGGGGACAUUGAUAAAAUCGGGACAUAUAUUUUUCUUUCUUUUUAACUAGCCAAAGCUCUAAAACUAUUCUUCUUUGGUCCCUUGAUAUAGCCUCAUAACCUUUUCGAUUAUUUAGCUUAAACUUCCUUUAAGGGGAUUCAACUUGGAUCGUCUGCUAGAGCCCAUCAAACUACCAACUAUCAAUUUUCAUUCGAAGCUGAUAAAAUCGGGUUAAAAAGCUGAUAAAAUCGGGGGUAGAUAAACUCGGUAGCUGAUAAAAUCGGGUCACUGUACAAUUUCUAGUGCUCAAAACGUCGAUUUUUUGGGAAGAAACGUUCCCGUAUGCAGGAAAAAUAUUAAUUAUUCAUCUAAUCGUUAAGGAACGAGGAAUACUUCAUUACUAAUGGAACUUUUUGAGUUUUGCGAUGUUAGUUGAUCUGCUGGACUUCUAUCGUGAUCACCAUGAGCCUUCUAUCGUGAUGAUAAGAGCCAUGCUUAAAGGUCAUGCCAAUUUUCUUAUAAUGUUUAAAAUCAAACCAAAAUUUUAGGGUAGUUUUAUACAUAUAUUUACUUCAAAAAUCAAAAGACAAGUUAAUCGAAGGAGCCUUGGGUGUAAAAUUGAACGCAUUUUCACUUGAUGCCCUCCAUCAAAGUCUUUACAGUGUCAUCCGGUACCAGUUUCUCAGUUUUUUUUCCAUUUUCUUAACAUGUCCUUCUCGUCUAUGACUGUCUUCUUGCACUUCCGAAGUUCCCGCUUCAUCAUCGCCCAGUACUGCUCCACCGGGCGCAGCUCCGGACAGUUUGGCGGUCCUUUGGAACAAAAUGGACAGAAUUAGCCUCAUACCACUCCAGGACACUUUUAGAAUAGUGGCAGGAUGCCAAAUCUGGCCAAAAUAGCGGAGCUUCGUCGUGCUGCCGCAAGAACGGCAAAAGGCGCUUCUCGAGGCACUCAGAUUUGUAGAUCUCGCCAUUUACUGUGCCCUUUGUCACGAAAAGCUCACUCCUCAGUCCGCAAGAGCAGAUGGCCUGCCAAAUGAGAUAUUUGGAGGCGAACUUCGACAUUUUCUUCUUCUUAAAUUUGUCGUCCACAUAGAACAUGCUCUUGCCGGUGAAAAACUCCAACCCCGGAAUUUGCUUAAAAUCGGCUUUUAUGUACGUUUCGUCGUCCAUCACACAGCAGCCAUAUUUUGUCAGCGUCCUCUCGUAGAGCUUCCGUGCCGGAGUUUUAGCCGUCGAUUGUUGCCGCUCAUCGCGGUUUGGGAAGUUCUGUACCUUGUAUGUAUGUAGUCCAGCUCUCUUCUUUGCAUUCUGGACGUAGCUCUGCGACAUGCCGAUCUUUUUAGCCAAAUCACGGCUUGAGACGGGAUUUGCUUUAAUCAUCCGCUUCACCUUUCCCUCCGUCUUUUUGUUCUCCGGUCCCGGUUUUCUUCCAGCUCCUUUGCCGUGGUCCAACGUCAACCACUCCUGGAACCGCUUCAACACUCUGGAGACGGUUGAAUGGUGAAUGUUCAACAUUUUUCCCAACUGCCAGUGCGACAGGUCAGGAAAUUCCAGGUGUUUGGAAAGAAUUUGUUCUCUCGACUCGCGUUGGUUCACCUCCAUUUUCGUUGAAUCGAAAAACACGACUUCGAGUUUGACAGCAUGUAAACAAUACACAUCAAUGAGAAAGUGUGCAAAAUUUGGUUGAUUUUUACCCAAUGGUAAAAAAGUUAUGCCCUGUUGAAUGUGUCGCAAUAAUUUCGUGUUCGCCCUUUAAAUAAAAAGGGUUUUAGGAAAACGACCAUAACUCCAUCAAUUUCCAAUAUUUUUUCAAAAAUUCAUGCUUGUUUUUUUCGCUGAAAAAUGAAAAAACAAUAACUUUGUAGUAAUGAAUUCAUUGCCACAUACUUUUAAAAUAAAAUCAAACUUCCCUCAUUUUAUUCUCACAUAAAGGUGUGUAACCCCUUAACAGACACGUACACAUUUAACAGGCUGAAAGGUUACCCGGAUAUUCAAAAAUUGAAAAAGUCGUAACUAUGGCAAUUUUAGCCGAUUUGGAUAGCACGGAUUAACAAGUUGUAGUAAUAUGGGUCAACCACAGACUAAUAAAGACAUGGAACUCAAGAGUUUUCAAGGGGUCUAGAGGUACUAACAUUAAAUGUUGUACUAGAGGGUCCUUCGAAAUGUCGAUACGAUUCAUAUACACGAUUAUAAUCAAGACUCAAAUAAGUAGCUAUAGAAGGACCCAUCAGUAAUACCAGCCCUGGAGCCCGACGCGGCACUCGACGGCCCUCUCAAUCUCGUUAAGCUCUGGUGACGUGACUGACAAACUCUAUAGCUCUAAUCCGUUACCAUCAACCAUCUCUUAAACAAUUUAUCAAACUCGAUUUGAAAACUGAAAUUGGGCCAAAACAAUAAUUCAAUGCACGGAAUAAAAAGGCCCCGUCCUUUGAACUUUUGAACUGUUAGAAGUAGGGUUCGUCGCGGUGCGGAUGUGUGCGGUAAAUGGAUUGUCCGCACCGCAACCGCAAAAAAAUAAUAAAACCGCACCGCUUACCGCAACCGCACUUUAUUUACCGCACCGCACCGCGCGGUAAUGCGGUAGAUGCGGUAAAAUUUUUAAAUUUUUAAAAAUUGUGUUGCAAAAUUGUUCAUUUGUAUAAUGUAUAUAUAAUAAAAUGUUAUUCUUAUUUACACGAAAUUUAACUUUAAGAGACUCCUCAGAAUGUAAUGUUCAAGAAAAAAUCAACUUUUUCAUUUUCUAUUAAUAGAAUUCCGUACAUUUUAAGGCAAACAUUAUACCUUUAAAAACGUUCUACUGCAGUAAUUGGAAAACUUAUUUUAGCAACCCUUCAGUUAAUUGAAAAAAAUGGAAUAGGAAACAAAAUAUUUUUUUCUUUAAAUGUCUUAUUUUCAAUCCAUUUAUGAAAAUGAAAUGGAUCAUUUUCGCAUUUAUGUAGUAAAAACCACCUUUCAUUCUUAAAGGAAUUUCAACACAAAAAAUUUAAAGUCGAAAUACCAGUACUUCUAUAUAGUAGCGCAUAUAUUCUAAUACAGUGAAAUAAAAACAUAUUGUAUUUCAUCAAUAAGAGGGACGCCAUAUUUGACGAAAAAAAAUUACUCUAUACAUUACAUCUAAUCAGGAGUCCGGUCUCUACCGGUACAGAAUUAUUGAACAUUAGAAAAACUGCAAAAAGAUUUGUAACAUACAGCAGAAAUAUUAUUAAAAGGGGUUUUAUGGACAAAAUAUCCCAAAACUCUAAUUCCGCUUUUUCAAUGAACAUAUGUAUUCUUAUUCAGAAACUAUGAUUGCUCCCUUUAAAAAUGUAUGAAGUGUAAUUUUCUAAAGGCUAGUUCGAAAGUUCUAGCAUUUAAUGUAUUUGCCUCUAAUAUUUUCCCAAAGAGCCAAUGGCAAAAACUUCAAUUGAAGUGAACGGGAGUCAAACUAUGUGGUAUUUGGCAUCUGAGCUAACUUGCACACUUGUCACAAUAUGAGAGGGGGCUUUGAGAAUUACAAAAAAAGAUGCAAUACCCUACACUAUAAAAACACUAACUUCGAAAGCUACAAAAAAGUCUUAACUGAAAAAUAUUAGGACUUAAUUUGGUAGAAAACUAUCGUAAAUUUGAGUGGAAGUACGCGAAAAAAAGUUAUGUAGCAUACUUUUUGAGAAAGAGUCCAAUAAAAUUGACUGCAGAAAAAUUCACAUUGAAUUUACACAGCAAUCAAAGAAGAUAGAAAUACGAUGUUGAUGAACGAAUGAUAGAAUAAUCAUCCUAAUUUGGACCCCUUCUUAUUUUGGACGCUUUCAUACAUUUGUAUCCUUUACUGCCAAUUACUCCAAAUUCGUUUGAUUUGAUGAAGAUAAUUCUAUUCUUUGGGUUGUGUUUAAGUCCCAGCAAAAUUAGUUCAUCUCUAAUUCCUUUUAAUUAAUCAAAAUUCACAGUUGAAAAAUUGAUACGAUUUCAAACAGAAGUUAUACAUUUUUAAAUUGGAUUUAAGAGUACAAAUUUAUUAUUUUUAGAUGAUCCAAUAAUUUGGACUCUAUUUGGAUCUUGCAUUUUAUGUGUUUGAAAUGGUUAGUUUGUGAAGUUUUACUUAGAAGUAUAAAAUAACUAGUGUCCAAAAUAUGUCGUAAAAAUAAUAGCGUCAAAAUAUUUCGGACACAGCUAGACUUUCUUUCGUAAUAGCAGGCUGUUUAUCAAUUUAGAAUAACCAAAAUUAUUUUCAUCAAUUAUUUUUUUGCGGUGCGGUUGCGGUAAAACCGCGCGGUAAAAGCUCUUUCCCGCACCGCAUCUACGGGAAAAAGUACCUUACCGCACCGCAGAUUUUGCGGUGCGGGUGCGGUAAAUACCGCGCGGUUGCGGUAAUUACCGCAACCGCGACGAACCCUAGUUAGAAGUGAUUUCAUGAACAUUCAAGGUCAUUGUGUGAGAUGAUCCCUUUUCAAAAACACCUACGGUGGGGAUAAAUAUUUUAUCGGAUAAUUAGUUUCUGACGUGAUCAAUUGCAUGUAUAGAUUAUUUCACGUUAAUAGCCAUAUAGUUUUUAGUUUUACAUGUGGUUCAUGAUCAGUUGCUAUACUAAUCAUUUUGUUUAGUCUUAUACGAUUCGUAAUAAAGUGAUUUUAUCUCAUUCAAAAAAUCAAGCUUUGAAUAUAAUUGCUACUCAUCAGCGAAAUUUAAGGUAAUUUUAAUUUCUUUAGGAACCGAAACAAAUGACAACAAAUCCGUUUAUACAGUUAAAUAAAUCUAUAAGAGGAACUUUUUUCGAAUAAAAGAUCCCACUAGUGUUUAAUAUGCAGAAUUGCAAUUUGAAGUAAAAUGCGAGAAAUAUAGACGUUAAUGACGCUGUAAAUGAAGCAAAGUAAGUGCAGUUUAAUUAUAUGUACACCAGAGAGCUGAGAGAUGUUGUUCUUGACGUUCAAAACAAAGGGGGUUUAUAUUUUUUGAACGAUCAGGAGGCGGAAAGUGUUGCACGGAAAUAAUGAACUAGAUAAUUUGAAACAAAUUUAAGCAUAAGAGAAUAGGUUAAGUAAACAAAAUGACUUAGCAAAUAGUGAUGAACGUAGAAUUUUGAAUACAAUGUCAGUGUAAAUUUUUGAACAAAUAUAUAUAUCGACUACACACUUACUGCAUAUAGAGGAUGAAUAUUGCAAGUCAAAGCAAUGAUUAGUUUUGGUCCCAUUACGUUUCAAUUUCUGCUUACAACAUUUUGGAUAAAUACAUAUUUGUUACUUGGCGCUGUAAAUAGACCAAAAAUAUAAUAUCGCGAAUUUUAUCGUUAAGUUUUUGCGACAACAAAAAAGCAAACAGCUAGCCGAAUUCAACGAAAAUGAAAUGAAAUGUUAUUUUUUAUGUAAGCAGUCUUGUACAGAUACAGUGCAUUCAAAAACAAUUUUGAAAACUAUAGUUGGAGCAGCAAACAAUUGGGAACAAUCGUCUUCAGUCUGUCAAGUCGCACUACUACGGUUGGUAUUACUAUAUCUUAUCUAAAUGGGUGAACACUUCUUCCUUAUAACUCUUGAACCAAUCAUCUACAAUUCAUCGGGCAUGCCUAGUGAGUACAUAGAGAAGCGACAGAAUUUGCACCACAAUCACACCACCCAUUAUCGACAAGUGGGAUGAAUUGUGCCUCGAACCUACCGCAAUCCCUCUCAGCUAUAUGGACUCUGCUGAUGGGUUUUCAUAAUGGCAUAACAACCGCAUUCAAGUGCCAUGCAAGCAAAUUGGAUCCAUCGAUGAUCAAAUACAUGCACACACCCAUGCUUUCAGUGAAUAUAUUAUAACACAUUUAUUGAAUGGAGUGUGAAAUUAUGCACAAGAAAGUGUGACUGAUCUGCCCAUCCGAAACACUCUUGAAUGGGUCGUUUUUGAAUUGCCUUCAAGUAUUUAUUUUCCAUUCGCCAGGUUCUCUGAUUAAGGUUUGAGGAACUACCCGGGGGGUUGCUUCUAGCUCAUUUUUACAACAUUUUUCACUGGAACUGGAAGCUAAACUUAACAAGCUCAUCUCAGUUUAUCGAUGACGAUAAAAUCUAGUGUUUUCCCCAUUUAGACAUAUGUGAUAAAUUUUUUUGGCAGACGGGACGUUAAAAGACGGAUACAUCCCUCCGACUCUCCACAAAUUAUGAUCGACGAUGGUAGCAUUGUAGCGCAGAGGAAAAGUGACAAACUGAACGCUAAUCUCCAAUAGACGCAAUAAUGUUUUAAAAAGCAGUGUAAGCAGUUUACCAACAACAAAUAUUCAAUAUAACCCGAACGCUACUACACCCGCACACACACACACACACUCAGCACAUAAUAAAACUGUGGUGCAACGUAAAGCGCAUUAAACCAUUAAACUGUGUAUGUAUAUAAUUGAACGAUUCAAAGUAACAAAAUUGUAAAUAAACCGUGUAAUAAAUUAAUUGGAGAUAAAUAUAUAUAGGACUUCAGUUGACUAAU
Topomyia yanbarensis is the source of this 19097-nucleotide messenger RNA. RefSeq lists its product as uncharacterized. The coding region runs from base 1 to 1395 and encodes 464 amino acids. Gene Ontology annotation, cellular component: neuron projection membrane. Gene Ontology annotation, biological process: synapse organization. The transcript is spliced from 5 exons. NCBI's taxonomy places the organism in Eukaryota, Metazoa, Arthropoda, Insecta, Diptera, Culicidae. The record is from RefSeq and is a predicted model, not a curated record.